Molecule: messenger RNA, 2418 nt
Organism: Trachemys scripta elegans
Lineage: Eukaryota; Metazoa; Chordata; Testudines; Emydidae
Gene: KIF12
Product: kinesin family member 12
Exons: 16
Coding region: 389-2344 (651 amino acids)
Biological process (GO): microtubule-based movement
Molecular function (GO): ATP binding; microtubule binding; microtubule motor activity
Source: RefSeq, a predicted model, not a curated record
GCCGGUCGGGGGUGGUUCUGGCUGGAGAAGGGGGCGGUUGGGCAGCCGAAGAGCUGCCGAUUUCACCCCGCAGAGAGCUGUGGGAUGGAGCUGGAGCAGGGGCAGGAGGCCAAGGCACGACAUCUAGCUGCGCAGUAAGCCCGAGAGUCGCAGGAGCUAGUGGGGAGGCCCUGCCAUCUCUCUGGGGCCACCGAGGGACUAAGGGUGCUCAGGGCACCCAAUCCCGGAGGGGGGAAAGGACCACAGGCCCCUUCAGCCUCGGGGGGCCCUGGAGUCUCCUAUUCCUUCACACCAGGUGCAAGGGUUCCGUUCCCUCUGGCGGUGGAAGGGUUAACUGCAUCCCUGAGCAGCUGGUCUGGCACAUCAGGGCUCAGCUUGGGAAGCGCCAAUGCGGCUGCAUGGCCCAGUGAGAGCCCCCGGCUCCCCCAGGGGCGGCUCUCGGGGCUGCCAGAGUCCCUGCUCCCCACACGGCUUGUUUUCCAGGAGCCCAGCAGGUGACCAGGAGGAUCCCACGGACAGGAAGGAAACACGUCUCCGGGUGGUGCUCAGGGUUCGGCCCCUGACCUGCCCGGAGCGCCGCAGAGGGGACCAGCGUGUGGUGCACUGCCUCGGGGACAACACCGUCUACGUGAAGGCGGCCGGGCAGGAGGCGGCCUUCAGGUUAAGUGCAGUGUUCGAUGCAGGCACGUCCCAGGAAGGGGUGUUUGAAGGCAGCGGGAUGAAGCGACUCAUAGAGCUGGCAGCGAAUGGGUUCUCCUGCACCGCCUUUGCCUUCGGACAAACAGGCUCUGGAAAGACCUACACGUUAAUGGGGCCCUUAGCCCAGAGCGAGGGCCAGCCGGCGACUCCCUACCUCGGGGGGCUGAUGCAAAGGGCCUUUGUGUGUCUCCUGGAGCAGACGCAGCACUACAGACCCGGCCUCGUGCUCAGUGCCUCGUACGUGGAGAUACACAAUGAGCAGGUGAGAGACCUGCUGAGCCCAGGAUCGCCCAGGCCCCUGCCCGUGCGAUGGAGCAAAACCAGGGGCUUCUACAUCGAGAACCUGCUCACUGUGGAGUUUGGGAGCCUGGAGGCCAUCAUGGACCUGCUGCAGGAAGGCACCCGAAGACGGCGGAGCGCCGCGCAUGCACUGAAUGGGCACUCGAGUCGCAGCCACGCCCUGCUGACCAUCCGCAUCCGCCGCAAGGCUGUGAGCCCAGACCCCAGCUCCUGCCAGAAAGGCGUGCUCUGCUUCGUGGACCUGGCUGGCAGCGAGAGGGUGAAGGACACCGGCUCGGCUGGGGAGCACUUAGUGGAGGCCAGCAACAUCAACCGCAGUCUCCUGGCUCUGGGGCACUGCAUCUCUCUGCUGGUGGACCCCAGACGGAGGCGGAGUCACAUACCGUACAGGGACAGCAAGCUCACCCGGCUGCUGGCGGAGUCCCUGGGCGGAUCCGGGAUCACGCUCAUGGUCGCCUGCAUCUCCCCCUCCUCGCGCUGCCUCCCGGAGACACUGCGCACGCUGCGCUUCGCCAGCAGGGCCAAGAAGGUCACCACCAAGCCUGUGGCACACAGGGUGUCCCGGGAGAAGCUGCUGCAAAGUUUGGAGCAAGAAAUCCAGGCCCUGCGGGAGGAAAACCUCUCCCUGCGCCAGCAGCUGCGGCUGCCCAGGAUACUGGGCGCGGGCACAGCCGCCUACACAGCCCCCACACAGCUGCCCGAGUGCCAGGGAGAGAGCCAUGCCCCUGGGCAGAGAGGGCCCCCGAGGAGAGCACCCGGCUCGGCCAGGCGCAGCCUCUGUGGCCUCCUGCAGGAGUUUGUGCUGGAGAACGAGCAGCACAGGCACCUAGAGUCCCUCCCAGCCCUGAGCAGCUGGGGCCAGGCCCGACGUUCCCCCGAAGCUGCCCCCAGCUCCUGCAGCAUCCAGGCCCUGCCCUGCGCCCGCCCUGCCCCCAGCGCAGCCCAGUGUGGCCACCUGCCGCCAUGGGAGGUGCUCACUGCGCAGAGUGGUUCCAGGUUCCAGGGGACCAGCCAGGGCAGCCCAUGGGAGGACCCAGCUCAGCCCUGGCCCCAGAGCCAGCAGCGCCCUGUGGCUCCCUGGUUACUCCAUGGGAAAAGGAGCCUGGGCCGAAGGAAGAGCUCCGUUGGCUCGUGUCUGCUCCUGAGAGACACCCAGCAGCAGGGCCCUGAGCCUCCCCCCGGCCUGGAGGGGCAGGUCGCGCCGUCAGCCCCUCCCCUGCCAGGGCAGCCAGGCAGCAGCACAGGGCACCAAGCAGGCGCUGACCCUGAGCUGCGGCUGGAGGAGGUGCUGGACUCGCUGCAGGAGCAGCUCCAAUCCUACAGCCUGCGGGAUGCCCGGGACUGACUCUGAGCAUGUGCCCCACACCAAGGGACCAAGUGAUCUAUUAACCCUCUCAGUGCCGUGCCGUGGUGGAGCGC